Molecule: messenger RNA, 1893 nt
Organism: Pteropus alecto (black flying fox)
Lineage: Eukaryota; Metazoa; Chordata; Mammalia; Chiroptera; Pteropodidae
Gene: FLACC1
Product: amyotrophic lateral sclerosis 2 chromosome region 12
Exons: 14
Coding region: 1-1272 (423 amino acids)
Cellular component (GO): sperm fibrous sheath; outer dense fiber; cytoplasm
Source: RefSeq, a predicted model, not a curated record
AUGUACCCCAACCCUCUCAUGUACUGUACCUGCUGGGACCCCUGGAACUUGGGUCCACGGAAACUAAUCAAGACCACUCAGCCACCAAGAAAGAGCUUCACAGGGAAGCCCCAGCUAACUCCUCUUCCUCCAGCUUCAAAAAAACAAAAUUUUGUCCAACCAACAACAAAACCAGUUGUCUCCCCAAAAGUGAAAAUCCAGUUAGGAAAACAAGAGGAGAGCAAUCAAUUACCUUAUGAAGUGAUCAAUGUGUCACCUGGCUAUCGCCUCAUUCGAAAUAGGGAGCAGAUUUCCGUUACCUUGGGAGAUGAGAUGUUUAAUAGGAAGAAGCAUUUGAAAUCAGAGAUGAUGGACAAAAUCAAAAUUCCCAGGACUGAUAUCAUUAAUGACCUAGAAGAGCAGAUAUCAGAGCUGACAGUGAUAAUAGAGCAAAUGAACAGAGAUCACAAGUCUGCUGAAAAAUUGCUCUCCGAUGAAAUGGAUCUCCGCCGUGCUGAGAUGCAGCAGAACUUUGAAAACAAGAACAGGGAGCUCAAAGAGGCUCAUGCAGCAGAGCUCACUGAGUUGAAGAACAACUACAAAGCAGUCUUAGAGGCAGAGAAGUUGGCUUCUCAGGAAAAACUAGAGGAGAUGGAAAAGGAAUAUAAGUAUCUGAAGACUAUGUUUUAUAUGUAUCAGGACAGCAUUUAUGAUGAAAUGGAAGAUAAAUGGUCAAGGAAGAAGGCAGAAUGGGAGAAGGAUGAGCAACUGGAGCGAGAAAAGAUCUUGCUACAGCAAAAACGUAAAAUGACAAAGAAGUUUGAGCUAGAGUCAGAAGAAGAAAAGAAGAAAAUAAAUGACUCCUACAGUGCUAUCUUUGAGAACUUCAAUCGAGAGAAAGAGGAGCUCUUAAAACAACAUGAAAAGGACACCUUGCAAUUAGAGGAGCUAAAAAAGACCAAAGAGGUCAUAGAAGAAGAGUUGCAUGCACAAGCUGUUAUCCUAGAAUCACUUAACACAACCCUCUACCAAACCCAGAUGGAACUCCAGAGAGAGAAAACUAUGGUGGGAAAUCUGGAGAAAAUGCUCCAGACCAAGAUUGCCGAAUCUGAAGAGAAGUUUAAAUACACCAUACAGCUCCUGACAGAAGAAAAUAUACAUCUGAGACAAAAGAUAAUUGCCAAAAAUGAAGAAAUUUAUGAAGAACGAUCUGGAAGAUCGACCUCUAUUACUAUUUAUGAGGAUGAUUAUGACACUUUAGAAGAUAGUAGCAACAAAAGACAAGAAUUAUGAGCGAAAAAGUUGUUCUCUACCAUCUCUAUAAUCCUAGAGAACUCCCGUGAUGUUUUCUUGAGAGACGCAUAUGAUGAGUUUGGUUCUUGGGCUGCCUUGAUUUUACUUUUGUCUUUUCACAAUUUGCUUUCUUCCAAGUGGUUGGGAAUGUUUGAAUUCCCAAUUACAUAGAUUUUCAAGACUCUUUAUUGAAAAGUGAUUUUCUCUCUACCUGGAGCUGAGCUUUCUCUGGGCUUUAUACUAUUUUCUCUUCCACCUUUUCAUAUUUCAUUAUGAAGACACUGAUCUGAAAAACUUAUUAAAUAUUGACUAUAUUUUGGGGUGUACCUUUUGUCUCCCUUGGGCGUUUAGCUAGGAAGCAAGAUAAUUUAUUGAUUUGAUCCAAAAUCCUUUCUUUCUUACAUGAGUCUCCACUUUCCUACUUCUCAGUCAUAGCCUCUAACCCAUGAUUUGGGAAGAGUUUCUGAGGAUUCUUGCCACCUUCUCAAAACCAUUGCCAGAAUUCAAAUGCCCACAGGGCAAGCAACAUAAAUAAAUGAAGAGGGCUGGACAUAAAGAAGAACAAUCCCACAAGCACAGUGAUAAAUGGUAAUUGACUGCAGCUUCAGUGGAGGGGAUUGG